Messenger RNA from Plodia interpunctella (Indianmeal moth), 2837 nucleotides. RefSeq lists its product as uncharacterized. Bases 123 to 2750 code for a protein of 875 amino acids. Gene Ontology annotation, biological process: transcription by RNA polymerase I. Lineage: Eukaryota; Metazoa; Arthropoda; Insecta; Lepidoptera; Pyralidae. The record is from RefSeq and is a predicted model, not a curated record. The transcript has 2 exons.
UCUUGCAGCUUGUACCGCAGCGCGUUCGACGUUUUUAGGUUAGAAAACUUUGAAACGAUCUAACUUUGAUUGAAGAUUGUAAUUCAAACAAAAUGUUCUCUAUUUGCUAUGCUUAAACAAACAUGUGGUCAGAUUCAGAUGAAAGUUUUACAUGGACCAACGUUUCUAAUGCAAGCAGUAUUAGUGAUAUCGAAAGCAUGACACCUGUUAAACUUCAAAAUGGACAUAUGGGUUCACCAAAAAAAAAGUUAAACAGUAACUCAGAAGCUAUGGAGGAACUGACUGAGCCAGUUAUAGGUAAAAAACGGAAACUAACAAUGAGUACUGGAUCAGGCUCUGACGAAUACAACAGCCCUAAAAAGAAAGAGUGCUAUGAUAAUAACAAAAAGAUCAAAGAAAAAAUUAUUUUUGAAAAUUCAAAUGAUACAGACUAUUUGGACAUUAAAGUGAAAAAUGAAGAAUUAUCCACCUCGGAAACAUCUUACAGUAAAUCAAAGAAAAAUAAACGAAAAAAACACGAUGAUUCUGAAGAUUUUGAUGACAAGUUUUUGAAUUUACAAGUUAAACAAGAACAAAGUAAUCAGUUGGAAUCUGUAGUUAAUGACUCAAUGAAAAAGAAAAAGAAUAAACAAGAAAAAUUGGACAAGAAAAAUGAGUCUGAAGAUAUUGAUGAGCAUUCUUUACCCACUGUAGUGAAAGAUGAACCUGAGCUUUCUGAUUCUACUCUUGUUAGAAAGAAGAAGAAAAAGAGUAAAAGUAGUAUUACCUCAAAUUUUGACAGUCAUAUAGAAACUGAAAGUAAUAAUGAUGAUUAUUUUAAUAUUGUAGUAAAGAAAGAAGAAAAUACAUUUACAAAACCAAAAUCUAAAAAGAAAAGACAUAAUUCAGAUUAUCUUACAAAUACCAACCAAGCACAAGCUGAUAUGUCACUAAAAUCGGAUAUAGAAAGUACACCAAAAAAGAAGAAAAAUCGUAAAAGUGAAAGUUUCAAUACAGAGUCUGGAAGUGAAUCUGCACAAAAAUCAAAGGAAAAGAAGAACAAACAACUUGCAGACAAUGAAAGCAUUUUAGUCAACAGUGAAAAGGAUGUUGAACAACACACGACAUCUCAGACUAGUCACUUAGUAAAUAAUAGAUUCAAUGACAAACAACAAACACCAAUCAAAUCACACAAUAGGAAAAUUAAUUUUUGUUCUGAUACUACACUUGAUGAUGAUAGACAUGUAGAAAAAAAGACAGGCAGAAGAACAAGUAGUAACUCUAUUUCAGUAGAAAGUAUUCCUGCAGAGAAAGUUAAUGUUCCAAACUCAGCAAAUAAAUCUUCUCAAUUGAAUACAAAUACCAUAUCAAGGUAUACAGUCCGUGACGACAGUAGUUCUGAUAAUGAAGGUUCAAUUGAAAUUAAGCAAGCUCAUGUUGAAAGGGAACCUAACAAAAAUAGUCAAAGAAAGACAAUCAGCAGAGGUGAUAGUAUUUCAGAUCCGAGUAGCUCUGCUGAGGAUAACGAUAAUUUCACAGAACCUAAAUCUAGUACUACCAGUAACAGUAAUGAUGAUAGCUGUAAUGUAAACAAUUCUAAUGUGAAUGAAAAAAAAACUUUUAAACCUAUUGCUACGUCUCCUAAUAAACUUAGCCAAAAUACUCCAAGAACAUUCAGCAAAAAUUAUGAUAGUUCAGAUGAAUCCAACUCUGACCAUGAUAAGUCUGCAAAAUACAUUAAAUCUCCUCAAGUUAGAAAGCAAUCAAAAGGUGAAAUAUCUAGAAGAACAGUUAGCAGUGACAGCAGUUCAGAUGAUGAUGAAAAAGUUGCAGUUAAAAGUAAAUCUAUGUCUAAAUCACCAAAAAAAAUUAACAGUAUUUCGAGAGACGUCAGUAAAAGCGAUGAUAGCUCUGAUGAUGAUACACGCAAUAACAAACCUGUUCAAUCUAAAAAGGCAACAAAUAGGAGAAUCACAGAUAGAAUUAGAUUUGAACUAGAUGACUCUGAUGCCACAGAUCGUGAUAAAGUUGAUUUAUCAUCUUCUAAAUUAAAACAUUUUCAAGAAACAAAUAGUAAUUUAAGUCCAAUUGUUAAUAAACCUAGAAAUAACUCCAUCAUUACCAGUGAUGAUGAAAUAUGGAUUCUCAAAUGUCCUCGAGAUAUUAAUGUGGGUACUUUAAAAGAUGUUGAGUUUGUGUUGGAUAAGAAAUGUAAAUUUAAGAUUAAUGGUGAAACUUACCAUGGUACUGUUGCAAAUGAUAUAGAAAAGAUUGCAAUAACAUCCUAUGCUGAGACAGGAUUUGUAAUAAAAAAUUUACCACUGAAUGGAGUUGUACACGUGAGAAAAAGGAUUCCAAAAUCACAUGUUCAAGAUGAUAGUAUGUUGAUGCAGAGUCAAAAUCAGUUUAUUCCAUUGCCAGAGACUAAAUGUCGGCAUCCAUUUUUUGGAGCCGAUUAUAAAAAAGCAAUUAAAGUGCCGAAAAGAAUAGCUCAAUAUUUAAAAGCUGAACAGAAUGAAGUACAAUCACCAGAAGAAGAAAUGAGAGAAAGAAAGAAAAAUAAAAAGAGAAUGAGAGAGUCGCUUAAAGAAGAGCCACAAGAGGAAGUAGUUACUGAAGAGGUGAUUCCAGAGAAAAUAAAGAAGGCUAAAAAACGGAAACAUGAUGAUAGUGAUGAAAUUCCCGCCAAAAAGUCAAAGAAAAAGAAGCAUGAAUCAAGUGAAGUUUGGGACUCUGAGAAAGCUAUAGAAGAAAAUCUUUUUAAUUAUUAAAUCAUAUUUUAAUACUUAAUUAUGUACACAAACUACAUAUAAGAUACAGUUUAUUUUAUUUCAUAAUAAUAACUAUACUGUUUCAAA